GCUUGAAUUUUGGAGGUCCUUUCUUGGGCGUGGUGGGUCCCGCUGUGCUUGCUGGCGUGGCCAGAGCGCUUCCUGCUGGAGGAGCAGAGUUCAUGUCUGUGCUCUCCUGAGAGCUGAAGCAGCAGUCGUCAUGCGUUUCAUUCUUCGCUCUUUGUUACUGUGGGCUUCUCUACUUCUCUGUGCGUGCUAUGAUUCUCAAGAGAGCCGUGAGUCAUUUGAGGAUGUGUUUUUGAAUCCGUAUCGAGCGAAUGCUUUCAUGAGUGGCCCACAAGACAGAAUGUACAACCCGUACAUCUACAGGAGAGUAAAAUCCCCAUCUGAGCGCAGGGCAGAGAUUUGUGAAGAUUAUUCACCCUGUCGACUGUUAGCUCAUCGCUACGGUUUUCAGCUGGCCUAUCGAAGAUAUUUCGGUGGUCCGCAACCCAACACUAACCACCGGCAGAGUUACCCUAACCUGCGUCCAUACUGAGUCCUGCCUUCAAAUUGACAGAUAACACAUUUACAUAUUAGUUCAUCUUAUUUACAUCAUUUCUUCUGUGUUGCUAUUUACAUGUGCUUCCUCAUUAAAUUCCCAGUCAAUCCACAUAUUUACUUACUUCUGCCUUUCAUUUUAAUGUUUAAUAGCAGUUAUUCAUGAGUUGAUUAAUCUGUAUUUGUUUUGACAUAAGUUCAGUGGUCACACUGUCUCUUUGUUACAGGUAAUAUGAUUUUUGCUGUUUUGAAUAGCAGUUGUUGUUAGUAUAAAACUUUUUAACACAAUUAAAGUAUUGCACCUUC
Paramisgurnus dabryanus is the source of this 777-nucleotide messenger RNA. RefSeq names its product matrix Gla protein (gene mgp). Gene Ontology annotation, cellular component: extracellular region. The record is from RefSeq and is a predicted model, not a curated record. Gene Ontology annotation, molecular function: calcium ion binding. Lineage: Eukaryota; Metazoa; Chordata; Actinopteri; Cypriniformes; Cobitidae.